CGUUAAGUACGUAGCAAGCACUAACCCUACCGACGAUUCAUUACGUCGUGGGUGCCACAAAGCAAUUAACUCCCGGUCCAUCGGCCACCGAUAAUCCGUAAAUACUUGCUCGCAUCCCUCCGGUGCCGAACUUCUCUGAAUGGCGACAUCCCUUGCAGCUCGGCCUCGCAUCUCUCGACAACUCCGUGCUUGGCGGCGGCUUGUUUCAAAAAAAAAAAAGGUCGACUUUUGCCGAGCUCUCACUGGAUAUUAAGAGUCUUCAUCGAGCAGCGUUGCAGUCCAGUUCGAGGUUUGGUUUAGUCUUCGUGUUUAAAAUUUGGUUCCCCUUCGAUCAAGUAAGCUCCCACGCUCGCCAUGAAGAUCGCCAUCGUAGGAUGUGGCCUCGCGGGCAUGUCAACUUAUCUUGCACUGCGGAAAUUCCUUCCAGGUGACCACGAUGUCACCAUUUACGAAUCACGCACACCCCCGCCCGACCAAGAUAUACCAUCCGAGAAACUCGACACCGCCGAUGUGCCUGCACCACAAGGCGGUUGUAUCGGAAUCCCCGCGAACGGAAUGCGCGUCCUACACAACCUCGACCCUGCCGUUCAUGCAACCAUGCAAGAGCGCGGGUAUGCGUACGAGACGGUCAGGUUGAGGAGCUCGACUGGCUGGGACCUUACCGUGAAGCGGAGAACCCAGCGAGAGGGCGACGUGACCAUGAUGAUGGCCAGGCAGGCGACGUGGCGCACCCUCAGGGAGGCGAUACCUGACGACCAUGUCGUGAUCCGCAAGGUUGCAAAAGUCACGAAGAGGGGCCAGUCAGGCAACACGAAGCCGGUGAUCUCGUUCGCAGACGGCGGCUCGGCGGACUUUGAUCUGGUAAUUGGAGCAGACGGCGUGCACAGUACCGUGCGGAAGCACCUCUUCAGUGGUCACAGCGUGGAUGUUGCCGCAGUGUUUUCAAAACGGUGUGGAAUCUGGGGUUUCAUUCCCAUGCGCAUUCCGGAGGAAGUGACCAGCACUAAAUCGGUGGUCAUUGUCAUGGGCGACAACGCAUCCAUGGGUUACAGUGCCUACCGUCCCACAGAGGACGACUCACUUACGUGGUGGUCUCUAUACGAUACGGACGAGCCGCCCAGCCGCAAGGAGGUACCUCGAGAGUUUGUAUCCGCGAUACUCCAGGACAUGUAUGGGGAUUGGGAGGAAGAAAACGUCCGGGGAGUGUUGCAGAAAGCCUCGGCACCCUUCAUCUACCCCGUCUGGACGGUUCCCGAACUGCCUACAUGGGGCGAUGGCGGAGUCGUGCUUGUCGGGGAUGCGGCUCACGCCAUGACUCCCGACAUUGGCCAAGGCACGAGCCAGGCAUUCGAGGAUUCGGAAGCGCUCGGCAUGCUACUCGGGCGUGCGCUCCAGGAGGGCGGCAUUGCCGUGGACGCCGCCGUUGAUUUGGCCGUGAGGGGCCUCUACGAGUGUCGACUGCCGCGCCUGUCCAAGAUCAAGUCUCUCAACGCUCAAGCUCGAUCGAAAGGUGUGAAGCGAAGCAUCUGGAUUCAAAGGCUGGUGUUCUUUUGUAUCUGGAUAACGUCAAGAUUCACUUGGUUACCUAACCUCAUAAAUGGCAACGAUCGUGAAGCGGAAGAUAUCCUCUAUGGUUGGGAUGGAGACAUGGAGACAAGGAAGGUGGUUGAGAAGUUGUUACCGCUGUUGUGAACUUUGUUAGCUGUACAAGAGAUAGUAUUGUUUAGGAGUGUUUGUGUGCUCAUUAUUUUGAUCUCAAUGUUAUUGUAUUCUUGCUUUAAGAACA
Colletotrichum destructivum is the source of this 1786-nucleotide messenger RNA. Its product is annotated as Putative FAD-binding domain, FAD/NAD(P)-binding domain superfamily. The transcript has 3 exons. The record is from RefSeq and is a predicted model, not a curated record. Gene Ontology annotation, molecular function: FAD binding; monooxygenase activity. The coding region runs from base 355 to 1692 and encodes 445 amino acids. Lineage: Eukaryota; Fungi; Ascomycota; Sordariomycetes; Glomerellales; Glomerellaceae.